AAUCAGCCACACGCACGGUAUGUCUGAGUUGUGUAUCUGCAACUCCCACUUUAGUAUUGAUUUAGUUCGGGUGUCACAAAAGCAAAUAUUAUUGACUAUUCUGCUUGUUUCGAGCAAAUGUGAGGAUAGCGAGCCUUAGAUUUAGCAAAGUAUGGAAGUGGGAGGAGAUGAGAAGGAGGAGGAGGAGGUUAGGAGAGGCUCCUGUGGAGAGUUCACAUCUGCUUGUUGUCAUGGAGGAGCGAAGAUGGCGGUCCUGGGCCUGGGCAAGCGUGAAAUAAACCAACAUUUCACCAUUAGGAACGCCAAGUUAAUAUCGCUCGCGCUCGUUGUUGUACUCGUCAUAUUCCACACGGCUUUGCGCUAUUUAGGAGGCGGAGACUCGUGUGAAUGGCUGCUGUCCAGCGGACGUUAUUUGGGGGAGAAUGUUUGGCAGCCUUAUGGCUGCAUGAUGCACAAAUACAAACGCUUUGAAGCCAAAAGCUGCCUUUCAAAAAAGCGAGUGGCCUUUGUCGGAGAUUCACGAAUCCGGCAGCUGUUUUAUUCCUUCGUCAAAAUUAUCGAGCCUGGCCGAAGAGAAGAUGGCAAGAGGCAUGCGGACAUUGCUUUUCAAGAAAAGAGCUCCUCUCUUCAUGUGGACUUCCUGUGGUAUCCAGAAGCGAAUAACUCCAUGAAGGAGCGUCUGAUUAUCAUGGACACGUGGUAAGUGAGGAAUGAAGGCUCCGCAACGCCUGAUGUUGUCAUCCUCGGGUGUGCACAGUGGUCCAUUAAGCUGCACGGUGGCAGCAGUGAGACUUUAAAGCAGUACAAAGUCAACGUGACCGCCAUGGCUGGUUACUUGGAGAGGCUGGCCCGGCGUGGAGAGGUCUACUGGGUCCUACAAGAACCAGUCAAUGAGGAGGUACUAAGGAAGGACCGGAAGGUAAUCACCAAUCAACAGCUGGAACUCUAUAACAAAGCGGCAGUGGACGCACUUGAUACCGCAAAGCGGAACAACAAGUCGCUGGUCAAGCUGCUGGCCGCCUCGCGCAAGGCGGCGCUCGAGACCAUUGAGCAGUCAGACGACGGACUGCACAUACCUGAAGGCGCCAGGGAUAUUGGAGCCAUGGUGCUGAUGAACGCCGUGUGCAACAGCUCCAGAGACCCAUCGACGGCUCCUGCUGCCCAGACGGUGGCGUCGCCCAACCUCCUUCAGAAACUCGCCGCAUGCUGUUUCGUGGCCUCCGCCCUCAUCCUCCUGGGCUUUUGCGUCCUCGGCAACAAACGCCACCACCGCCCCGUGCCGCCCGACGUGGAGAGCCUGGAUGAGAAGAAGCCGGCGAGCGCCGUGGCCCCGCUGGGUGUCAAGGCGCCGUUCCAGGCCGUGUGCAGGAUGGGCGUCAUCAUGACCUACUUUUACCUCUGCGAUCGGGCCGACUUGUUCAUGAAGGAGCAGAAGUUCUACACGCACUUGACGUUCUUCAUCCCGCUCAUCUACAUCUUUGUCCUGGGGGUGUUCUACAGUGACAACAGCAAAGAGACCCGGUUGCUUAACCGAGAGCAAACGGACGAGUGGAAGGGCUGGAUGCAGCUCGUCAUCCUCAUCUAUCACCUAUCUGGAGCCAGCGCUUUCAUUCCUGUGUACAUGCACGUACGGGUGCUGGUGGCUGCUUACCUUUUCCAGACAGGCUAUGGCCACUUCACCUUUUUUUGGCUCAAAGGAGACUUUGGACUGUAUCGGGUGUGCCAGGUGCUUUUUCGUCUGAAUUUCCUCGUGUUGGUGUUAUGCGUGGUGAUGGACAGGCCCUACCAGUUCUACUACUUUGUCCCACUGGUCAGCUUUUGGUUUGUCGUCAUCUAUGGCAUGAUGGCCAUGUGGCCUCAAAUCCUGCAGAAGAGGGCCAGCGCCAACAACAUGUGGCAUCUUGGUAUCGUCGCCAAGUUUCUGGUCCUUCUGUUGUUCAUCUGCGUCAUGGCAUACUCACAGGAGUUCUUCAACGGCAUCUUCUCAAGUUGGCCCUUUUCCAAGCUCUUUGAAGUCAACGGAAGCGUCUACGAGUGGGGCUUCAGAUGGAAGCUGGACAGAUUUGCGGUGAUCUACGGCAUGCUGUUCGCCUUUGUCUACCUGGUGCUGCAGAAGCGCCAGGUGCUGUCCGAAGGCAAAGGGGAAGCUCUGUUCUCUGCCUGGAUUGCCAACCCGCUCUUCUUCCUCUCCAUCAUCACCUUUGUCACAUAUUCCGUGUGGGCCAGCGGCUGCAAAAGCAAAUCAGAGUGUAACGAAAUGCAUCCGUACAUCUCCGUACUGCAGAUCUUGGCUUUCGUUCUAAUCCGGAACAUUCCCGGCUACGCCCGCUCCAUCUAUAGCUCCUUCUUUGCCUGGUUUGGAAAAAUCUCCUUGGAGCUGUUCAUUUGCCAGUACCACAUCUGGCUGGCUGCGGACACCAAGGGCAUCUUGAUCCUGAUUCCGGGCAGCCCGUCGCUCAACAUCUUGGUCAGCACGUUUAUCUUUGUGUGCGUCGCCCACGAGAUCUCGCUCAUCACCAACGACCUGGCCCAGGUGGUCAUACCUAAGGACACCACGGCACUCCUCAAGAGGUUGGGCUGUAUGCUUGUUCUGGCUAUGCUCACCCUUUUCAUUGGCAGGGCGCGACAAAGCACCUGAGUCGCCACGCCCAAGACUGCCCAUACAUGUUGUUCCUUAAACACCUCGUGACUGCUGAAAUAGUCGAACACUGAAGAACAAUGGCCAAAAGAAAACUUUUUCCCCCCCUCCUUUGACACAGCAAAAAUGAAAUUGCUGUACACCUACCUUCACAUUGCAAAGAAGCAGGGAGGUACAACAACAAACGAUCAAUGAAAAAAAGGACCUGCUGUUUCAGAAGUUCUCGUUCAGCACUGGAGCGGUCUCUCAACUCUCCGUCCAUCGAACGAGAUAAAAGCAAAAUUACUCCACGUCCGACGGACACCUUGAACAAAACGCAACAGCAAUCUGCUUUCUAGUUUCACAAUUGUGUUGUACAGUAUUUGAAUUGAAAUACUAAGGACCAACAAUUAGCUCUUCUGAUCAAAAUACAGACCUCCCCAUUUGCUAAUGGGUUUUUCUUUUGUUUUUUUUUCUUCUUCUCUUCUUCCGUGAGUAAUCCUGUGCUAAAAGGUACUGUACUGUGGUCACCUGCUGUAGCUCUGAAAUUUUACGUGAUAUGUAUAGUAUUUAAUUAUUUAAAAUUAAGCGUAUACUUUAUACUCUUAUUUUGUACUUUUCGCACGCUCUCCAAGUGAAGAAAGUAGUCGAUUUGAUUGAUGACACAAUGUUGUUUUUAAUUUUAUUUUCUUUUUUUUUUAAUCUGCCUCAGAGCUGUGGUAGAACAUGCACUGGUUGGUCAGCACAACUAACAUCCUGACUCAAUUUCAACAUGCAGCUUUCCUCUACUGACUCAAACAUACAUGUACGUAGUCACCAACAUGCACUGACUGGGCUAAAAGACUAAUUGUUAAUAUUUUAUAUUUGCUUGUUUUUGUUUUUUUUGUCACCUGCCCUCUCCUAUGCAGGAUUUAGCACUUUUAUUUAAUGAUGCUCAUUGCUGACUGAGUCCACGUGCCGCUAAUUCUCUGCACCCAAGCAGAUGUCUAUUAAGAAAAUCAAAAUAUUUUUGUCACGGUAUGAACAUGUGAUGUACGAGCUUAACCGCAAAUGAUUUUGGAGGUUGCAUUUUGUAUUUGUAAUGAGAUAAUGUCAGUCACCACGUUCACCUCUCAUUAUUGUUGAGCCUCGGUGUCAUUGCGGAGUCCUCAAUUAAGAUUUAAACGCAAUGUUUUCUUUACUCUUUACCCACCACAGCGGUACUUUGGCUCUCUGGCCUUAAUUGUUCCAUUUCGGUAGUGUAAAAGCAACAACUAUUUAUACUCUUAUGAAAUUUGUUACACAUAAUUUUUGUGAUGUCUUAAAAUGUGAAAUGUAUCCAUAUUUAUAAAUGCCUUUAUUCUGCUGUACAUAACAAUGAAACUUCAUAAAAUGCACAGUUUUGGCUUUA
Molecule: messenger RNA, 4007 nt
Organism: Syngnathus acus (greater pipefish)
Lineage: Eukaryota; Metazoa; Chordata; Actinopteri; Syngnathiformes; Syngnathidae
Gene: casd1
Product: CAS1 domain containing 1
Exons: 18
Cellular component (GO): Golgi membrane
Molecular function (GO): N-acetylneuraminate 9-O-acetyltransferase activity
Source: RefSeq, a predicted model, not a curated record